This is a messenger RNA of Symbiodinium sp. CCMP2456, 873 nucleotides long. The record is from the annotation of a GenBank genome assembly. Lineage: Eukaryota; Dinophyceae; Suessiales; Symbiodiniaceae.
AUGAAGACCUGUCAGAUGGCGCUCGGUGCCUCUGCAUUGCUUUUUCCGCGCCGCCUAGUGCGGCGCAGAGCAGUGGUGGAGGGCGACGUCCAUACAGUGGCUGUGAAGAAGUGGCUGGAUUCCAUGAUCAUCGGCAUGAGCUUCUGCCCAUGGGCCGGACCUGCCAGCGAGGCAGAUGGAAUUCGCAUCGCCACGAGCAUGGCAAACUCACCCGCGGCAGCAUUAGAAGAUCUGAAAGCAGAAGCGGCAAGGCUGCAAGGAGCUCGGGAUUCAACGGUGACCACCCUUCUUGUAUGUCCUUGCGUGGAGCCUUGGGAAGACUUCACCAACUUCAACGACUUCCGAGAGACCGAACUGCAGAACGGGGAGGCCUUGGUGGAGGAAUUCGGUUGCAAGGUGGUAUGCUUCCACCCCCACUCGCGGGCGUCUGACAGCUAUGGCCUUCAAGAGGGUGAUGACAUCGUCAUUCGCACAGGGGAUGGUGAGCAGCUCUGCGGAACGGUUCUGAGCAUCAUGCCCGAGGGAGAGGACGGUGCCAGCAACUUGAAGGUUCAGUUCUACGGCAAAGUUGAUGAAGGUGAUGCGGAAAACGGCGAGUUCGGCAUGCAGCCCUUCUCGGAUGCUGCAGAUCGCGUUGAGACCGUUCCAGAACAAAGUGUGCUUCAGCUGAUUGGACGCGAAGCCCUACAGGACGAGGAUGCUUGCCGAAGCAUUUUGGGCCGUGCACCUCGAAUUGUUCUGCAUCUUCUCCGUGCUGCAGAUCUGGAGGCGGUCGACAACCAGAAGGCCUUUCAAACUCUGGAGCGAAAUGAAGAGGUUGUUGAAGCAAUGGGUGAGGAAGAAUUCGAUCGGCGGGUGCAGGAGUGCGGUUAG